Messenger RNA from Symsagittifera roscoffensis, 1608 nucleotides. Its product is annotated as prolyl 3-hydroxylase OGFOD1-like. The transcript is spliced from 6 exons. Gene Ontology annotation, cellular component: cytoplasm. Lineage: Eukaryota; Metazoa; Xenacoelomorpha; Acoela; Convolutidae. Gene Ontology annotation, biological process: peptidyl-proline hydroxylation; regulation of translational termination. The record is from RefSeq and is a predicted model, not a curated record. Gene Ontology annotation, molecular function: iron ion binding; L-ascorbic acid binding; peptidyl-proline dioxygenase activity. Bases 1 to 1590 code for a protein of 529 amino acids.
AUGGCGCAAAAUAAACCGUUUUUUAUAGAGAACUUUUCAUCGCGAGUAGAAAUUGCAAAUACUUGUUUGUCAGAUGGAGUGGAUUACACGGACAGGCACAUCACAAUUCAAAGUAGUCCAUUUCGCCACCUUCUCUUGCACAGCCUCCUUGAUGAGUCAUUCUUCAGCUCAGUUAAAAGCGAGCUUCUCCAGCUGCGAUUCCACCCCAAGGAAUGUGAUCUGUUCAAGUUAAAACAGACUCGGGACUUUGGAAAGUACCCCGAAGUUGACUGUUUAGACGAAGAAAGUGCAAGUUUGAAAAGGUUUUUGGAUCUUGUGAACAAUGAUCUUAAAUCCUGGAUCUGUUCUGUGUUCAACGUCAAGCUAAACGGCCUAGUGAGUGUGUCGGGGUCAAUCUACAACCAAACGGACUACUUGCUGUGCCACGAUGACAAACUGGAGGGCAGGAAGAUAGCAUUUAUUUUCUACCUCGUCGACGAAGAUUGGAGUGGUAACGAGGACGGUGGAUGUCUCAGACUGUUCUCUAGUGACCACAAUUUCGUUCCGUGUGGACUUCCCAGCAAGAUAAUAGCCCCUGUAUCUAAUACUUUCGUCAUGUUCGAAGUUGUUCCCGGUUCGUACCACGAUGUAAGUGAGGUGUUGACAAACCGCUCUCCCCGUCUGGCGAUCUCAGGCUGGUUCCACUCGUCUGAGCCGUCAGCGAGAGACGACCAUCUUCGAGCUCCCCUGCGUCUGGGCCACGACAUGCAGCUGUGCGAAGAUGACAUUGAUUUCUUCGUGAAUUGUAUCAACGAAUGCUACACUGACCAGACCGACAUUGACAGAAUUGUACAGAUUAGACAGGUGUUCGAAGACGAAAGUAUCCUAGAACUAGACAAGUUCUUCAGCAAUGAGUUCAUUCAGAAUUUGAUGAGAAGUGAAGCGGAUUUUAAAUUUCCAACAAGUCAGUGUCCCGUCUUCGAGAGAUUCAAGACUCUCUGCUCAGAUUCAGUUCUGUUUGCUUCUCUGAAGAGACUAGUCACUCAUGAGAUGAUGUUUGCUCUUUUGUGUCAGCUCACUGGAGUGGAGAUGCACCCGGAGUCGGCCUCUCUCCUCUCUUUCGAAGAAAGUCAACUCGGAAGUCACGCAUCUGCAGAAAAGAAAUACCGCUGUGAGUUUGAACUGAGAAAAGUUGAGAGGAGCUCCUAUUCAGUUUUGACUGAUGAUGCCGAAGUUAUGAACAAAAAUAGUAGCAAUGGAACGGAGACUGAAUUGCCAAACGGCGGAUCUUUUGAAAACUUGCAGGAGAGUCAACAAAAAGUAGUUAACCUCGAUUUUGGCUCUGGUUUAGACGAAGAAAUAGACGUGUUUUCUCUCCAUUUGCACGCUUUCUUUUUACCCAAAAACGGAGUCUGGGAUGAAGAUUGGGGUGGAUUUAUUGUGUACGUUGAUGAGGAAGGACAAGAGAUACAAAGAUUAACACCUAAACAUAACUGCCUCACUUUGGCGUAUGUUGACAGCAAGACUAAAUCGUUUCUGAAGUACUCGAACUGUUUGGGCGGAGAUAACUUUUACUACCAUUUGAUGUGCAGAUUUUAUGUUGAACGAUAAUUAAACCUUUCUUCGUGG